AUGGGCCUGGGUUGUGGGCAUUCGGUGUGCCAAUUAUGCUCUAGGAGAGCCCAAAGUUGCCCAAAAUGUAGACAGAUAUUCACUGCCCCGACUGUCAACUAUGAUUUGCUAGGUGUCCUUGAGCAAUACUUGAAGUUGAAGGCGGAGAAUGAUGCCAAUACUCAAUUGAGUGCUCAGGCAGUCAAUGACUUGCGAAGAAUGCAGGAAGAACGCAACAAUGCACAUUUACUGCUCGUAGAAGCGGAACGAAAGCAACUUCUGGAUGAGCAAAAGGCUCAUGAGGCAAGAGACGUGGAACGCGCCAUAGCACAAUCGUUGCUCGACGAGGAAAAACGAAAGAAUCAUGAAAAUGAGCGAGAGCUUCUUGGCGCAUAUAAUCUGCAUCAAAAUCAACAAAGGGACAUGGAGGAAAAAUUUGUACAACUAGCAAUACUCCGGUCUCGAGAGGAGAAACUCGUGAACGAGUCCCGUCAAAAUGCGGAUCUCCAAAAGUCGAUCACCGAGUUGGCAGCCGCUCAACUCGGGAAAGCAAUAAACUGGAAGACGGUGUUCAUUCGUGGUUUGCCGGCCGGGAUGAGCGAGGAUCAAUUCGAGCUCAUGUCCCUAGCGAUCAUCGAUGAUCUCACCGAGAAAAUCACUAUCAAAAUUCAUCAACCGCAAAGCAAAGGAGAGUGUCUGAUCACUUUCGAAUACGAUGAAUCGGCUAGCAAGUUCAUCGAAAUGUACAACAAACAAAAGUUUAUGGACACGGAAAAAGUGAUGAAGAUUGAAUAUGGAAAGUUCACUGUGAAGAAUGACAAUUUGACAUCAUCAAACAAUCAGCCACAAUCAACCAAUGUCCAGACAAUCGACAAGACAAAACUCUUCAUCACUGGUAUUCCUUCGUGGGUUUCUGUAGAUGAUAUUCACAAGUGGAUCUUCGAAUUCAAUCCAAAUCUUCAAAAUGGAAAAUCGGGAAUUUCCUUGCGAAAAAGUGGCGACAAGCAAACUUGUCUGGCUAGCUUCACAAAUGACAACGAUCCGACCAAAAUAAUCACUAAAUUUCACAAUCAAUUAUAUCCGGGGUCGGAUCAUGAACUUGCCAUUUAUCAUCACCGACCGAAACCACAAAACAGAACACAACAAAAUGAUAUACAAAAGCGUCCAAAUGAGACGCCAAAAACGAACGAUGAAGUCGAUCUCUUUAUAUUGGGUUUGCCACCAAAAGUCACCGAAACUGAUGUGACGGUGAUGAUCUUUCGAAAUUCACCAAAUUUACUCACACAUAGCAUCUCACUCAAACCCGUUGGCAGUGUGCAAUCGUGUAAAGCGACAGUGAAAAGUAGAACCUUCGCUACUCUGCUCAUGUCCGAGUGGAACGGAAAGAAUUAUCCGGGUAGCAGCAGUUUCAUCAAGAUCGAUUUCUUUAAGCCACCCAACCGCCCAAGAGAUCCUUCAAGAGGCCGUGCUACCCAACAAUUGAGCCGUCCAGUCCCUAGACUCACCCCAUCGCCCACCAGCCCCACAUACCCGCCUCGUCAACAUCGACAAGACAACUUUCAGCCGCCGCAAAUGUUUUAUGCACAGCAGCAGUAUCAACAAGUGCUCGCUCCAAACCACUUUGCUGAAAGAGUCGAAACUCACCAAUUCGCGCCAACCUUUAACUCUGGCUUGCCAACACCUCAGCAACUACACAAAGUGCUCGUGAGCGGGCUACCGGCUGAAACACAAAUCGAUGAUCUUGUCACCGCGUUUCAUCCGAUAUGCAAAAUCGCUCUUGAUUUCGAAUUAAAUCCACGAAUCGAAAUAUACCGUGAUACAGAGGGUCGUUUCCUUGGAAUAGCUUCGGUCGCUUUUCAAACAAGCGACGCAGCUCAAAAGAUUGUCCAUCUCUUCAACAAUACCCAAUUCGGUUCUACCAACAACGUCACUAACAGAACAGAAAGAGAACAUAUGCCAGAAUUCGUCAAACUUCAAGCGGGGAAACAGGCAGGCGGCAGUGUAGAUAUCCUCUUCUAUUUGACGCUGAGCCUCAGGGUGGCCGCCAUGUUAAACAUCGGCUUUGUGAUCAUCGAACAGAGGCGAGCACGGCGACGUGAAUGGACGGAUAGGGCCGAGAAGGAGCGCAAGCAGGGGUUUGAACAAGAGAAAAUCCAACAAUGGUAUCUCGAAGAGGUCUACAAGGAGAUAGCGCGCAAAAAUCAACAGAAACUCCGCGAGAAACAGAACAAACAACUUGAUGCCAUCAAGAACCCAUUGCUUGCACUCCAUAACCUCAAGGCUCUCAACCUGGGAGGUAAACGCGAGCCUGAGAAUAACACAAAUACAAAGGAUGAGAAGGUGACGAAGAUAAGACAAACGCACGCCGCAAGAUCGAAAGAUGAGUCGACGCAAUCGAGCAACAAGACGCAGACAAAGAAGAGCACGGUGGCGAAAGGAAGUGGUGCACCUCGCUUAGAGAAGACGGCCUCUAUGCAAUCUGUGCUUUCACCGAUCCGCACCGCGCCGACGAUGACGGUUGAAGUAACUCAAGAGAUGCCAGAGGCGAGCAACAAUGAC
Molecule: messenger RNA, 2538 nt
Organism: Mesorhabditis belari
Lineage: Eukaryota; Metazoa; Nematoda; Chromadorea; Rhabditida; Rhabditidae
Source: the annotation of a GenBank genome assembly